Molecule: messenger RNA, 1297 nt
Organism: Ficedula albicollis (Collared flycatcher)
Lineage: Eukaryota; Metazoa; Chordata; Aves; Passeriformes; Muscicapidae
Gene: UBE2I
Product: ubiquitin conjugating enzyme E2 I
Exons: 8
Coding region: 207-683 (158 amino acids)
Biological process (GO): protein sumoylation
Cellular component (GO): nucleus
Molecular function (GO): SUMO conjugating enzyme activity
Source: RefSeq, a predicted model, not a curated record
UGGAAACAAAGCAGCGGGAGCGGGAACAUCCGGGUCACUCGCGCGGCCUCGAUCCGGGACACGCGCGGCGGCGGCGGCUCUCGGAUCGAUAAGUCGUACUGAAAGUUCUUGAACCUCGAAGCGCAUAUUGUUGUUGUAUUUAGAGAGUGGCACGGGAACGAUUCUUUGCAAGACGUGCAUUUUGUAUGUGAAAAGGGACUCUGAAUAUGUCUGGCAUAGCUCUUAGCAGACUUGCACAGGAGAGAAAAGCCUGGAGAAAAGAUCAUCCAUUUGGAUUUGUAGCGGUACCUACAAAAAAUCCAGAUGGCACAAUGAAUCUAAUGAACUGGGAAUGUGCUAUUCCAGGAAAGAAAGGGACACCAUGGGAAGGAGGCUUAUUUAAACUACGGAUGCUUUUCAAGGAUGACUACCCUUCUUCACCCCCAAAAUGUAAAUUUGAGCCACCGUUAUUCCACCCAAACGUGUAUCCUUCAGGCACCGUGUGUCUCUCCAUCUUAGAGGAGGAUAAGGACUGGCGGCCAGCAAUCACAAUUAAACAGAUCUUGUUAGGAAUACAAGAACUUCUAAAUGAACCAAAUAUUCAAGACCCAGCUCAAGCAGAGGCUUACACAAUUUACUGCCAAAACAGAGUGGAAUAUGAAAAGAGGGUUCGAGCACAAGCCAAGAAGUUUGCACCAUCAUAAGCAUUUGUCAUGCAGCAUCUUAAAAAGGAAGGGAUUGGUUUGGCAAGAACUUGUUUACAAAACUUUUGCAAAAUGUAAUGUUGCUAUGUACAAUUAAUAUCCACAUAAGGGGAGGGGGUUGUAUGUGUGCCAUUUUCCAUAUUCGCCAGUUGUAUACAGUUCUAAAUUUGCUGAAUUGCCCCCAGUUUUUUCAUACAGGGUCUCUUCCUUCAGUCUUUUGUAUUUUUGAUUGUUAUGUAAAACUUGCUUUUAUUUUAAUAUUGAUGUCAGUAUUUCAACUGCUGUAAAAUUAUAAACUUUUAUACUUCUAUAAAUUCACUAGUAUCUCUAGUUACUUUGCUAUCUGAUGCAGGCAUGCUUUAAAAUGUUAGAACUAUAUUUAGCCUCUAGCUGGCUGUAUAAAAAAAAAUCAUGCCCUCCACCCCCUUCCCUUCCUGAAUUUGUUUUUUCUAUCUUUCAGAAACUAGGUUGUUAUUGCUUAAGAGCCUCUGAGAUCCAAAGUUAGCCAGCAUCCUUAAUCUGCAUCACUUUCUUUGUGUUUAUAUGGCAUUCUGUCUGUGUUGCUGUUUAGAGUAAAUAAACUGUUUAUAUAAAGGGCUUUGUUUCACUUAUCU